Siniperca chuatsi (mandarin fish) is the source of this 6218-nucleotide messenger RNA. Its product is annotated as FERM domain-containing protein 5. NCBI's taxonomy places the organism in Eukaryota, Metazoa, Chordata, Actinopteri, Centrarchiformes, Sinipercidae. The coding region runs from base 330 to 2051 and encodes 573 amino acids. The transcript has 14 exons. The record is from RefSeq and is a predicted model, not a curated record. Gene Ontology annotation, cellular component: cytoskeleton.
ACUUUGACGUCAGUUUUCAUUGGGACCCGCCCGCUCGCUCAAGUGGCAGUGGUUAAUGGUGAGAGAUAAUCCUCGGCUCUACCACAGACACACAACAGGGCUGAGCUGCCUCUGGAUCUGGAUGCGGGCAUCCUUGGAUUCUGCUCUUAGCACGGGCCCACCGCACGAAAACUUAAAGAGGACAACAAUGGUGCACGCCUCGGCGGCGGAAUCCGUGGCUGCUGGUCUUUUAGGGGACCGGGGAUUGUGGUCAAUGUGACAUUCACUUGCACGCUCGUGUUGAGUUUAUUGUUCUGGUUUUAGACGCAGAGCAGCGAUUCUCCGAGAAGAUGUUGAGCCGAUUUAUGAGUGGCAGCAUUAGAAAUCUUGAGCGGGAAUACAGCUGCACCGUCAGACUGCUGGAUGAUACGGAAUAUACGUGCACCAUUCAGCGGGAUGCAAAGGGACAGUAUCUGUUUGACCUCAUCUGCCACCACCUCAACUUGCUGGAGAAAGACUAUUUUGGCAUCAGAUAUGUGGAUCCAGACAAGCAGCGGCACUGGUUGGAGUUCACAAAAUCAAUUGCAAAGCAAAUGAAAUCUCAGCCUCCAUUCACCAUGUGUCUGAGAGUCAAGUUCUACCCUCCUGAGCCUGCUGUUCUCAAGGAGGAAAUCACUCGAUAUCUUGUCUUCCUGCAAAUAAAGAGAGACCUCUACCACGGUCGGCUCCUGUGUAAAACCUCGGAUGCGGCCAUGCUGGCUGCCCACAUCCUUCAAGCUGAGAUUGGUAAUUACGACCCUGGGAAGCACCCUGAAGGUUACAGCUCCAAAUUCCAGUUCUUCCCUAAACACUCGGAGAAGCUGGAGCGCCGGAUUGCAGACAUACACAAGACAGAGCUGAUUGGACAGACACCUGAAACAUCAGAGCGAAAUUUCCUGCAGAAAGCCCAGAUGCUGGAGACAUAUGGUGUUGAUCCGCAUCCAUGCAAGGAUGUGUCUGGGAACCCAGCUUUCCUUGCCUUCACACCAUUUGGUUUUGUGGUGCUUCAGGGAAACAAGAGAGUUCAUUUUCUCAAAUGGAACGAGGUGACCAAACUGAAGUUCGAAGGCAAGACGUUCCACGUAUAUGCAAAUCAGAAGGAGGACGAAAAGAUCAUCUUGACGUACUUUGCACCCACACCAGAGGCAUGCAAGCACCUUUGGAAGUGCGGAGUGGAGAAUCAAGCUUUCUAUAAGCUUGAGAAGUCAAGUCAGGUUCGCACGGUCUCCAGCAGCAACCUGUUCUUCAAGGGCAGCCGUUUCCGUUACAGUGGACGAGUGGCAAAAGAGGUGAUGGAGCAGAGUGCCAAAAUCAAACGCGAACCUCCAGAAAUACACAGGGCUGGCCUCGUGCCCAGCAGAAGUUGUCCAUCCAUCACCCACGGUCCUCGCCUCAGCAGUGUACCGCGCACGCGUCGGAGAGCUGUCCACAUAUCUAUCAUGGAGGGUCUGGAGUCAUUGCGUGACAGUGCCCAUUCUACGCCGGUGCGUUCAGUGUCCCAUGGGGAAUCCUUCAUGCCACGCUCCCGGAGCCAGGCCACAGACGCCAGCGAGAGGACUGCGGUGAUCUCGGACGAGGCCUACAGCCCCUCCGACAGUGUCCUGCCCACCCCGGUGGCCGAGCACAGCAUGGAGCUGGCUGCCUCGCGUCAGAUCAACGGGGCGCCCUGCAGCAUCGAGGAGGAGAAGGAGUCUGAGGCGGGUACCCCCAUGCGCGGGGAAGGGGGUGAUUUUGGUGCGGACGGUAGAUCUGCACAGGGAGGUGCAGGGGGGGACUCGGCCCUCAGCGAGGUGGAACAGGUGAAUAAAUUUGUCUUAAGUGUCCUCCGUUUGCUCCUUGUGACCAUUGGACUCCUCUUUGUCUUGCUCCUCCUACUCAUCAUCCUCACCGAGUCAGACCUUGAUAUUGCAUUUUUACGUGAUAUCCGCCAGACCCCCGAAUUUGAGCAGUUCCAUUACGAAUACUUUUGUCCCCUCAGGCGGUGGUUUGCCUGCAAGCUCCGCUGGGUGGGCGGGUUGCUCAUUAACAAGUGAGAGUGAGGUCGUAGAGUUCGUAAGGCCGUUCGGGGGUCUGAGAUGAUGGUUAAGACUCCGGAGUGAUGGAGGGCAGCCUCGUCCCAACCAUGAACCCUGCUUCUCUCAUCAUCCUCCUGCAGACAUACAGCUUGGACCACUCCUGGUAACACCGGGCCAGGAUCUCUCUUUCCCUCCUCCACUUUGAGUUAACCCCCCACCCAACCACCUCCUCGUUUCGCUUGUUUUCUUCUUUUUUUCUACAAAGUCAGAAGACAUUUUUUGCAUUAUUUUUGUUUUAAUUUCAAGUCACUUCAGGUAUUUUAUUUUUUCAAAUAACACAAAGGAAAAAAAUUAAACUGAAAUCAAAGAACUGAAGAAUUUUCAAACAGUUCCUUUUACAGGAACGGAAAAUUUUGUUGCAACAGAUGAACGCUGCCUUCAUUUAUUAUUUAUUGCUUUUAAACAUGUAUUUGCAUAAGAAAAAGAGAUGAUGAAAAGUAAUCGAGGAAGUUGAUUUGUCAUUAAAAAUUAAGAUGGAAGUUAUGUUAGAGUUGAUAGGCCUAAUGCUGUGAAGUAUGUGAGGUAAAGUAGUGUAAUAUCUUUUGAUAUUGAUUCAUCCCCAUCAGAACUCAACUAGACAAACAGAAGAUUCACCUCAUCAGGAAAAACAGAACAAUCUGAAGGGAAUAAUAGUGAAGGUUCAUGAAACAGAUUACCAAAUGCCUUUUUUGAGAAGAUGUCGAUGACUUUUGGCAGUUUUGAAUUUUGAGGAUUGUUUUAUCCACAAUAACACUUUAGUAUACAAAGGGUGUACAAAAUUAACUGGUGAAGAUCAAAGUUGUUUUUCUAACAUUUUAUAAGGAUACAGUAAAAUAAACCAGUACCAAUAGUGAUAUGUGAUCCAGUAGUGUCAGAUGCGGUUAGAGAAAUAUUCAUGACGAGCAAAAAUUCACUGGCACCAAUAGAUAAUAGUCUAGAUAGAUGUGCAAUGCUCAUAUGGUUUUAAUAAUUAAGUACUUUUGAAUGUGCUCAUUUGUUCAGUUGUUCUGUUAUUUCUCCAAUUAAUUUGAUUUGCAUUUUUUCAUCAAGUUGAAAUUCGAUGAAUUUCAAUAAUUUCUUUGUAUGAAGAGUUUGAUUUAUUUUGGUUUCAUAUCAGCCGUGCUCUUAGGUUCAUGUAUCAUACUAUAAUUAUUAUUAUUAGAAUAAGAAUAAUGAUGUACUUUUUGUACAAAUUACUUUGUUUCCUAAUAUAUAUUGACAGGUUUUUCAUGUAUAUUUUAACAGAACUGAAAUGUUAUUUUGUUAUUGAAGAUUAAAUUAUACCUUUUUUAGUGCUGUGUUUCAAGUAAGGUCAGAAGCAUAUAUGGAAAUGUGGAAGGGGGUGGGGUGGGGGUGGGGGCUAAAAAACAGGGUUUUUAUCCAGAUCCACUCAACACUGAUCGCACCUCAUCGCUCCACCAGCAGUCAAUCAUCCUUCAACAUGUAUUUGUACAGAACAGCAUCUGGAGAUAUCAUUAUACCAUCACAAAUGCCAAAUACCCAAAAACACAUUUUCACCUUUCAUAACUUUACCAUAUCUUAUUUUACUUGAAGAGUUUGGAGAGGUGACUGUGAGCCUGACCGAUGCACUUGUUCCUUGACCCAUGGCCUAUCUUCACAGUAAAAUUAAUUUACAAAUGUGUGAAACAAAACUAGAGCUGAAACGAUUAGUUAAUCGAUUGAUAGAAAAUGAAUUGGCAGCUAUUUUGAUAAUAAAUUAAUCGUCACAUUAAUCGUAGCAUUUUCUGGUUUCAGCUUCUCCAAUGUGAGGAUUUUCUGCUUUUCUCUGUUUUAUAGCAGUGUAAAUAAAUUGAAUAUCUUUGGGUUUUGGACUGUUGGUCAGAUAAAAAAGCCAACCCAAAGUGAAUAUGUCACUUUGGGUUCUGAGAAAUUAUAAUGGGUAUUUUUCAUUAGUUUCUCACAUGUUCUGACAGUUAAUCGAGUAAUCUAGAAAAAAAUAGGCAGAUUAACUGAUAAUGACGAUAAUCGUUAGUUGCAGCCCUAAACAAAACACUUUGUCACUAAUAAAUUAAGAAUUAAAACAUAACCUUCUUGGUGGAGGUAAGAAAGGAGUUUGCUUGACUUUAGUAAUGAUAUUUCAUGCACUUUUUUCUGAAUUAUGUACUUCAGUUACUUUCUUCCCUUAACUUUCAUAUCAGCCAAAAUAAAAGCAGAUACCAACAUAUCUGUGAUAAGCCGAUAUCGGCGAAUAAUAUCUGGCCUUAGAUUUGUCGGUCAGGCUCUGGACUCUUCAGCCUCACAGCUCCAGGGAGCAAUAACUGUCACGGCUGCUGGAUUCUGGGUAAAAUCUGUUUUUUUGAAUUGCGUGUCUACCUACUGUACCAAGUGCAGGUGUAAGUGUUAGUGUGUCUGUAUGUAGGAAUGGAAACAAGAUUCAAGGUGAUGGCAGUGGAGGUUUAGACAUAGAGGAGUUUAAAAAGUCCUUUUUUCAUCUUUUGCAAAAGGCGAGAAGGACUUAGAGGAAAGAAAAGAGAAAAGUAUGAAAUGAGAUUAGAGAAGAACGAGGGAAAUAAAAGGCCUUCGAAGCGAUCAGUCUGCUUCUUUGAAAGUGGGAUUUAAAAAACAAAUUGGGAAUGGAAGACAUUGGUGACUCAUCACUCAUAAUGGCUGUACAGGGUUGCUUGUUUUUUGGCCUGCUAUUUCAAACGCCACACUCUCAUACCAGCAGCUGCAGCUGCUCCACUGAAGGCCCGAUGGUGCUACCUUCUUUGUUUGCUCCUGUGUAAUCCGAGCGCGUCCUUUGCUAAAUUGUAGUCCUAACCACGGGGUAGCAUGCACUUUGGCGUUGUGGCUGGAUCCACUCCUGUAGCUCAUUGUCCCUCACAAACUACAGUUAUCUGUGGCGGAGGGAGCAGCCCUGACAUUUCCCAAUACGAUGCUAGAGGGAAUAUCAAAUCAUUAGAGCUACGUUGGCAAGAAACCUGUCACACAUACGGUGCAGGAGCUUAUUUAUGUCAUGUUAAUCAUUUUUAACUCGGAUACAUCCAGUAAAUAGCAGAUGCAAAGAUGAAGCACAUUUCUCCUAACGGGGUGGAGCAGGGUGAAUGGGUUGACCUUUUUUGUGUACAUUCAUACUUCACAUUUAUUGCUUCUUUACUGACAUAAAGGUCGACAUGACCGACCAGUCCAGAGUUGUUAGCAGGACAUCUUUUAAAAGUCAGUCCGCAAAGGUGUUUCUCAUACAUCUAUCAGCAUUAUGUAGCUUCAGUGGUCUGAACAUGCAACAAUAAAAAAAAGGCAGCAUUAUUCAAGGAGCAAUAAUCAGAUAUGAGAGCAAAAAUAUGUGAUUUACAAACUUGUGUAUGAAAACCCAAUGAUGAAUUAAGUCAAAUAUGUCCUUUCUGUUUCUAGAAAACCACUUACCAAAUUGCUGUUGUGCUGACUCAAUGUGACCACUGAGAAACGUAGUUGCCGUUGCAUUCAUUAAUAACAUUGUUUUUUAUAAAAACCCAUUUUCCUUAGAGACCUCUUGUCUGGAUGUUUGUUCUGCUGUUGUUUUUUUUUUUUUUUUUUUUUUUUUUGCCGUUUCAUUGUUAAGUGACAGAUUGUUCCCUGUGCCUGGAUCCUAACUCUGCAGUUUACCAAAGUGGCAAAGAUGAAGGAAUGGAGAACGAAAGACACAACAUCCCUAACAACUGUACUACAGACUACUCCAUCCUUAAAUCUCCCAGGCCGAGAGGGGAAAACAGUGUUCACCUCUGUCUCAAACAGUUUGAAAUGUACACUGGACAGCCCGAAAUCUCUGUCUUAAUUUGUCCUUACAGGCAUGUUUCCUGUGACAAACCUGACUUUAUUUUUUAUUUUAUUUUGUGCAAUUUCAGUUGCUGUGUCAUGUUUACAUAUUUUACAGUUCUUUUACCUCAUGGGAGAUGGCUACAGUUUUGGCCAGAUGUGUGACUUUUGAUGAACAAGAAUAAUAAUACAUCAGAAACAGCUUGUCCAUCCCUGAAAAGCAGCAGUGAAGUUACAGCCAUGUAAAUACAAAGUGGUGCAGUAAAUUUCAUACACAAGGGAUGGACUCAAUAACAGAGACACCCGCAUGGUAAAGUGUAAUUCCAUAUAACCAAGCAACAAAUUUGUGAAACUACAUUUGUGAAAUAAAAUUUUUCCUAAGGCGGUGUCAAA